Diceros bicornis minor is the source of this 1801-nucleotide messenger RNA. It is a transcript of the gene TPD52L2, whose product is annotated as TPD52 like 2. NCBI's taxonomy places the organism in Eukaryota, Metazoa, Chordata, Mammalia, Perissodactyla, Rhinocerotidae. The coding region runs from base 70 to 642 and encodes 190 amino acids. The transcript has 8 exons. The record is from RefSeq and is a predicted model, not a curated record. Gene Ontology annotation, cellular component: cytoplasm.
GCCCCCCCCUCCCCCCAGAGCCCGCGACCCCCGGCCUUCCCCCAGCUGCAGCCCGGCCGCCGCCUGAUCAUGGACUCGGCCGGCCAAGAUAUCAGCCUGAAUUCUCCUAACAAAGGUCUGCUGUCUGAUUCCAUGACGGAUGUCCCUGUUGACACAGCGGUGGCUGCCCAGACUCCUGCUGUGGAGGGUCUGUCGGAGGCUGAGGAGGAGGAGCUCAGGGCUGAGCUUGCAAAGGUGGAAGAGGAAAUUGUCACUCUGCGCCAGGUCCUGGCAGCAAAGGAGAGACACUGUGGAGAGCUGAAAAGGAAGCUGGGCCUCUCUGCCUUGGAGGGCUUGAAGCAGAACCUGUCCAAGAGCUGGCAUGAUGUGCAGGUCUCUAACGCCUAUGUGAAAACUUCUGAGAAACUUGGAGAGUGGAAUGAGAAAGUGACCCAGUCGGACCUCUACAAGAAGACUCAGGAAACUCUCUCUCAGGCGGGACAGAAGACUUCAGCUGCCCUGUCCACCAUGGGCUCUGCCAUCAGCAGGAAGCUAGGAGACAUGAGCAGCUACUCCAUCCGCCACUCGAUAAGCAUGCCAGCCAUGAGGAACUCUGCAACCUUCAAGUCAUUUGAAGACCGAGUUGGGACCAUAAAGUCAUAGAAGGAAGAGUCAUCCAGAAAGCCCUGCCUAAUCUGCAGUUUUUAUUUCAAAAUACUAAAGAAGAAAACUGUCCAUUUUCUGAGACCCUCCAGGAAAGAAACUGAUUAUCAGCAGCUGCCUAAUUGUUACACUAAUGAUCUAGCUUUAACAAAAGCAAAUUCUUUAUUUUUUAAAUGCAGUGGAUCUUUCAAAAAUUAAAAACUAAGCAAAGCAGCUUUAGCCUCGUAGUUAGAAAAUAUACUGUUUCUUCGGACUCAAGCUGAAAUACAAGCCUUACAUCGCCUUAUGCUUAAUUGGUUUAUAAUGUUUUUAUAAAUGAAAAUGAGGUUCUCGAGUGGGUUUUGAGCACUCUGUAGAAUUCUGCAUCUAGCCCAAGUGGCAGCAUGCCUGUUCCAAUGGUGUGUUUUAUUUUACUGAGACACUCCAUCCCAGUGUAUGAAACUUGCUUCUCUCUCCUCACGACUGUGGCAGCUCCCGCUGGCCAAAGGGCUCCUGGGCCUCUGGGGGUGGGGAUGGGGGACAGGAGAAAGAAAAGCCAGCACCCUCCACAGUGCUGCCGCACUGCCCUUGUGUGCCCUGCUGGCACAUUACCACUCAGCGCCUCCAGCCUGCCUGUUUGUUGCAUGCCGGGGGCGAGCAAACAGCAGACGGACCCUGCAGGGCAGGGCAGGUCAGGGCUGGGGCGCUGGGGUCAGCUGGAACUCUGCUGUCACCUUUUCUCAGGAGCUACAAAGAUCUCUUUCCCAUUUUGAAGCUGCCGUGCCCCAGCAGCCUCUCACCCAGGGCCCCAAGUGUUGGGUGUGUCUGCAGGGGCAGCUCCGUGCCUUACUGGCUCUUAGCGGGCAGAGACCUUGCCUACGCGUGCGGCUGCACUCCCUAUGGGGAGGAGCCGUCAGCUCCAAGUGUCUGCUCUGGGAGACUGUGAAGUGCUCUCAGGGACCUGAGUGUUUGCUGGUCACUCAGACACCCCGAGGGGACAGCAGGCCACGCUUGUGCUGUGGAAGAACACCACUCGGUGUUUCUUCUCCAGGGUUAGAAUCUCUCAGACGGGGUGUGAUGAGAAGGCAGGGUGCAGGGGUAGUGACUGAUUUAUCUUUUCCUUAAAGCAAAUACUGGGUAAUUUGUCAAUAAAGCAUUCCUUUAUUAUGGGAAAAAUCCA